This is a messenger RNA of Varanus komodoensis (Komodo dragon), 1015 nucleotides long. RefSeq names its product goosecoid homeobox (gene GSC). The record is from RefSeq and is a predicted model, not a curated record. NCBI's taxonomy places the organism in Eukaryota, Metazoa, Chordata, Lepidosauria, Squamata, Varanidae. Gene Ontology annotation, molecular function: DNA-binding transcription factor activity, RNA polymerase II-specific; RNA polymerase II cis-regulatory region sequence-specific DNA binding. Gene Ontology annotation, cellular component: nucleus. The coding region runs from base 1 to 837 and encodes 278 amino acids. Gene Ontology annotation, biological process: regulation of transcription by RNA polymerase II. The transcript has 3 exons.
AUGCCUGCGGGCAUGUUCAGCAUCGACAACAUCCUGGCGGCCAGGCCCCGCGGCAAGGAGUCGGUGCUGCUGCCGCACCAUCCCUCGCAGCCGCCGCCGCCGCCGCCGCCGCAGCCCCAGCAGCCGCCGCAGCCGCAGCACGGGGCGCCCGUGGUCUUCUCGGCGGGCCUGCACGGCGGCGACUCGCUCUACGCCUCGGCCGGCAGCGGCGGCGGCGGCGGCGGCGGCGACUAUGGCGGAUAUUACGCGCGGGCCGUGGCGCCGGCGUCCAACUUGCCCGCCCUCGGAGGAGCGCGGCUGGGCGGCUACGGCAACUAUUACUACGGGCAGCUGCACGUCCAGGCGUCGGCCGUGGGGCCCGCGUGCUGCGGGGCCGUGCAGACCCUGGGCGCUCAGCCGUGCGCCUGCGUCCCCGCCCCCCCAGGCUAUGAAGGCACUGGGUCAGUCCUUAUGUCUCCUGUGCCCCACCAAAUACUGCCCUAUAUGAAUGUGGGAACCCUGUCCCGGACAGAGCUGCAGCUGCUGAACCAACUGCACUGCCGGAGGAAAAGAAGACACCGGACCAUCUUCACAGAUGAACAGCUGGAGGCUUUGGAAAACCUUUUCCAGGAAACCAAAUACCCAGACGUCGGUACCCGGGAGCAGCUAGCCAGGAGGGUACAUUUACGGGAGGAAAAGGUGGAGGUCUGGUUCAAGAACCGCCGGGCUAAAUGGAGGAGACAGAAGAGAUCCUCUUCCGAGGAGUCGGAGAACGCCCAGAAAUGGAACAAGGCUUCCAAAGCAUCCCCAGAGAAAAGGCAAGAAGAAAGCAAAAGUGACCUGGACUCCGACAGCUGAUACCCUUUCCCAGGGGAUGCUGCCUGCCAGCCGGCCUUGCCGGAGGGACGGAUUAUGGAUCUGGAGGACUUGCACGGAGAGGACGCUUAAAGCUCUUGCACAGACUCUGCCUCUGUGGGAGGAAGGCAGGAAGGAGGGACUGUCUCUAGCUGUAUAUAAUGCGAAAGGCCCCGGGAGC